UGUUAAGUACGAUUGUGUUUUGUGCGUUCGUCUUAGCUACGAUAAUUUUGGCAGCAAUAAUACUUGUUCGUUAUCUCAUGGCAUGCGUCGUCGUACACGCUGGUGCCGGAUAUCACUCUAAAUCAAAAGAAAAGAAAUAUAAUAAAUUGUGUUCCGAAGCCUGUUCAUUGGCCGGGAAACUUUUGUCAGUUGAUCACAAAAGUGCCAUCGACGCUGUGGAAGCAGCUGUAGCGUAUUUAGAAGACUGCCCAUUAACCAAUGCAGGGAUCGGUAGUAAUCUGAGUAUUAAUGGGUAUGUGGAAUGUGAUGCGGGAAUAAUGAGUGGCUCUACCCUUCAGUUUGCUGGGAUUGGAGCUGUUCGUAAUAUGAAGAAUCCCGUAAAGGUUGCAAGGCUUCUGUUACAGUCACAAAUUGACCACCCUAUGGGUGAGUUAGGACGCGUUCCUCCAUCUGUACUUGUCGGUGAUGGUGCUCAUCUGUGGGCUGCGUCAAAAGGAUAUCCUGUUGAUAAUAGUAAUCUCGUCACAAAACAUUCGCGGGUUUCAUGGGAAAAGUACAAAAGUUGGUUAUUUAACGGGAACGAAAGGGAUGCAACUACAAAAGAUUCUCAUUUUAGUCAUCAUGAAAAUGUUCCAGAGUUGAAAAAGUCUCGUGUCCAUAGAUUUGAUACUGUUGGUGCUGUUUGUAUUGAUAUAGAAGGGAAGAUUGCUGCAGCAUCUUCUAGUGGUGGUAUUGCAAUGAAGUAUGAAGGUCGUCUAGGUCAAGCGUGUACAUAUGGUUGUGGUUGUUGGGCAGAAGAACUCAGUUCAUUUUCUAGUAUUGGGGUUGUCACUUCAGGUACUGGUGAACAACUUAUAAAAACUCAACUUGCUCAGCGUUCUGCAGAACGUUUUAACGGUGACUCCAUUUCCGUUUCUGAAAUAGUUCACUCAUCUCUCACUGAUGGAUUUUUAAAUUCUAAGUAUCUUUCCUGUGAUAUGGAAAAAUUUGCUGGUGUUGCUGGAGUUUACGCUAACUUCGAACGAAUUGACUUUCCUAAUGUGGAGGUGUUUUUUGGACACUCAACACGAUCGAUGAGUGUUGGUCACUAUCUGCCGAGUGUUAUGAAAAAACCAUUUGUCCGUGUAUCACGGAAGCAAAUUGAUAGACCUACGUAUAUAGAAGUCUACGCAUAUACCAUAUAGCUAGUCUGGAAGUGAAGGGUGAAUACUUUUGUAUCUGAUCUUGACCAUUUGACAUGAAUUUGUUAAACGUACUCGGUAUCAUGAAAGUGUAUAACUCUACUGAGCAAGGAGAUCGUCGCAAUCAUCUCAUGUAAGAAUUUUUUUUCUUACUUUUGCUUCAUAGUUUUUUCAGUUGCAUUUUAUUUAUAUAAACUACAACUUAUUUUCUAAAGAAUGUUGAGUUGUCAAAUUAGUGACUACUGAUCGAUCUUAUAUAUAUUCGUUGUAAUGUACACUAUAAUUACACUCAACACAAAUUACUUUAAACUGUCACAUUUGGUUAGCAUGUGCGUAAACAAUAAUUGUGAGAUACUCGACUUUUACCAGUCUUUAUCGACUGGUUAGAAAAAGUCUGUGGCUUUAUGGUUUAUUAUCUAAUACAUCAUAGGAUUCUUCUUGUCUAACUGGUUACUUUUAAACUGCCGAUGAAAUAUUUCGUUAGUUGAUGACUUCUUUGCUAUGUAAAUCAAAACUUGUAAUCUGGACUGUUAGUCGUUUUAAAGCGUGAAUUAUAGAAAGAGUUGAUUAGUUGUAAAGUCUUAGCCGUAAAACUUGCCAAAAAUCUGACAAUUAUUUCAAUUUUGCUGUAAAAUUAAAAGCAAAUGGAAAAAAACAUGUUUCGUGCCGCAUCUUACGGAAGUUCCCUGUUUGUCGAUGUAGUUGUCUUAUCUGUUUCUCUAGUUUGGAUGAAGAAAUAGAUUAAUGCCUUCAAUUCUAUGCUUACACAAUCAUUUUGUGGAUGUAUUCAACGCAAUAUUAAAUACAUAGUGCAUUCUCUCCGCUAAACCAAUGUAACCACUGUAUUUCCUCGUCAUUCAUAACAUGAUUUUUGUCUUUGCAUUCAUUUUCCAUCUCUUAAAUUAAUUUAAUCAAUAUAUUGUAUGCGAUUUCCCCAUUCACUUUUUUUAGCUUGCUAUGAAUGCUGGCGAUAAACUUGAAAACUACUCAAACUCGUGGUAAAGUUGGUCUAGAACGAUGACUUUUUACUUCUAUAUGACACUCGUUUGUAGAAUAUUUAACAAAACCUUCAGCGUUAUUGAAUAAAUUAUUUCCCAAA
This is a messenger RNA of Schistosoma margrebowiei, 2280 nucleotides long. NCBI's taxonomy places the organism in Eukaryota, Metazoa, Platyhelminthes, Trematoda, Strigeidida, Schistosomatidae. The record is from the annotation of a GenBank genome assembly.